AUGGAUUUCCACUUUGACAUCAAUUUUCGGGAUGGUGUAGUGUGGGAUGCGCGUAUACGGCUGCCGAAUGAUGCGCUUCCACCCCUCCCCGUGCAAAAACACAUCUUCUUGAGCGAAAUGUACACUCUGAAAUUCCUCGAAAAGACCGCCGUCCCCGCACCGCGUGUCUACCAUUAUGGCUGGAUCGAUGCCACAGACAACCCCGUCGGCGUGUCCUUUGUUCUUCUCGAGAAGAUGGGUGGCCGCAAACUACAGUGGGACAAGGCGAACAAGACCACUCAGACAAAGAUCCUAGAGCAGCUGGUGGAUGUCUCUUUGGAGCUAGAACGUCAUGAUUUUGAAAUGACCGGGUCCAUCGUCCCGUCUGACGACGGAGUUGUGCAGAUCGGCGGAUACGCGAUGCUGCCUUUAUUCCGUGACUCUCGAACACCAAUCGGUCCGUUCUCCAGCCUCAGCGCAUCCUUGAGGGCGAUCAUCUAUUUGCAAUUAGACAUGAUCAUGGAUGGCGAAUUCUCAAACCUGCCCGUAGGCCACUUUCUCUCCUAUCUUUGGCGCCUGAACAUGAUCCCGGACCUGGUCACCUCCAUCAACAGCAAGGAAGGGGGUCCCUUCUACCUGAAACGCUUCUGCGAAACGGACGACCACAUCCUGGUUGACGAGGCCGGAAACAUUACGGCCAUUACGGGCUGGGCUUCGUCCUCGGUCAAGCCAAAAGAAUACGCUUUUAGCUCCCCCUCUAUGCUCUGGCCCAUAACCGCGUUUGUCAACGGCGACAACACCUUGUCCCCCGCUGAGCUUGAGUUCGCAGAGAUCUACCGCUGCCGUGGCAGGGAUGAUAUGGCUGAGAUCGUCCUGGAUGGCCGCAAGUUGCAGCGUCUUCUCUACUCUUUGGGUGAUAGUUGGACGGACGACGAGGAUGAGUUUGAAGCUUUGUUUUUGGGCCUGCGCAAGGCGUUUAUCCGUGAAGGGGAUGAGGUCGCGGCCAAGGCGUUGCAGGAGCCGUUUGAGUACUGGAAGAAAAAGAGUAUUCCUAUGUAUUCAGUCCAGUACCCGCAGCUGCAGCUUCUUUUCUGA
Messenger RNA from Paracoccidioides brasiliensis Pb18, 1074 nucleotides. RefSeq lists its product as uncharacterized. The transcript has a single exon. Bases 1 to 1074 code for a protein of 357 amino acids. The record is from RefSeq and is a predicted model, not a curated record.